AUGGACGAAGUCGAGAACCCAGACCUGCCGGCGGCGGGCGAGUCGAGUCCGACGAUACGACCCAUUGACCAGGAAGAGAAUGACGACAGCAGUCCGGUGGAGAAGUCUACCAUAGAGGAAACAAAAUCAGAAGCACCGGUCGACAGCGCCAACCCUUCUCCCAUCACCCAACCGGUAGCAGCAGCUUCCAGCACACGACCCACCGCCCCCUCCCGCCCGGUCCUCAAACGCGAAACUUCCGCUCCACCACCCCAACAACCACCCCCUGCACCACCGACCCAGUACCUCGAAUCUCCCGAUUUCUCCUCGGACCCGCCUGACAGCCUCACCUUGGCGGAUCUGAAGAGGAUCAGAAGCACAUUCCCCAACAUUCAACCCCCGCCGAAGCAAGAGAUACUAGAUCAUGACCAAGUCUACGACUUCACAUACCAGGAUGCGCAGUCCUUUCCCGUGGAACUGGAAGAAUGGUUCACAUAUAGUGCUGAAGAGGAGCUCCGGCUGCGGAAAUGCAAGGUCAUAUUCAAUCAGGUCUGGAGGGCUGAUGAGGUGGGUGCAGGGUGUGAUUGGACUGAGGUUGGGGAGGAGACGAGGAGGUCGUUUCUGGAGAGGGAAAUGGAGAGUUUAGGGGUCACACGAGGGAUGAGCACGACUAGUCUGAUGAUUAUGGUCUAUCUCGCUCUUGGAUGCUGGGAGGAGACGGCCGGACGACAGGCAGGAAUGGGUUUGGAGGGGUUGUUUCCAGGUGGGAAUGAGGGGGGUGGGAGGUUGGAUGAUUAUAAGGCUAGUGGGAUGCAGCUUCAAUGGAUCGUGAAGAUGGUCAAGCUGAUGCACGACUGCGGUGGGUUGAAAGUGGUGUAUGAUUGUCUGCAGACCUUUUCCGAUCAGAGUUUUGCGGCUUCACCAUUAGAGCAGAGUAUGAGGAAUGAGGCACAGCCGAGGCGGGGGGAGGAGAGUAUGGAGUUGUGGUGUUGUUUGACGUUGAUGUACCUCUUUAUUGAGAUUGCUCGGACGACUGAAGGAGUGGAUGGGAAGGCGCUGAAGCAGGAUAUCCUUGCUUUGGAACCAAAACUCAUCAACUUCUUGACACAAAUCACGGCGAAGUUGAGAUGGGACGACGUGGCUCCUGUGCCGCUAACGAAGAUGCUCUUGCUGGCAUGGAAGACGAUCCUCGUGACAUUCGGCGGAAUAGCAGAAGUCGAGCACGUCAAGGCCUCUCUCCGCAAGAACAGCAGUUCAGAGGAAGAAGAAAAGGACCAAAGAGGUCAGCCGGUGAUUACAGCCUCGCCCCUAGACUACCACCUCUUCCGACAAGAGAUCAGCUCGAAAUACCCAGCCUACCAACCACCACUCCCAACCUUUCCUCUUGAGCCGGAAAAUAACAGUAUUCUCCCACCGCUGAAACACGGGCAACCGAGCUACAGCAGCACCGACUCCACCUUUGGCGGCGCACCGGCUGUAGGCGCACCAUCAAUAAUGCACCAACCCGUGCACAUCGCCACGCCCGCUCCCUCACCGCCACCAUCUCCAGCCGGACCAGGUAAAGCGGGGAAGAAACAGAAUUACCAAACUAACCAGAUGUUUCCAUUCCUAUACCCUCCACUCGACGAAAGCAGUAGCGAGUUAGGCGGCAAGGGAAGCACUUCUCUGCAAGAUGCGCUUGUGGGCCGGAAAUGGGAGGGCUCGGAUGUCCCGAGUAGUAUUUUGGAAGCAGCGGAGUUGUUCGCGAAGAGGAUGAGGGCGACGAGGGGGAUGCGGCAGCUUUGGGAGGCGAGGGUGGAGUUUAUGAGGUUUGAGAGGGGUUGGAAGGGGAUGGGGGACAAGGAUCAUGAAGAGACGGAUGAGGAUGUGGAGGGGUUUGAACUCUUGUCGAAACCUGCACCGGAGGAGACGGCUGAGCAAGGGGCUCCCCUCGGCUCAGAUCCAGCAGCGCGGCGGACUGACGAGCAGAAGAAACUAGAUGCCGUGCGCGACUACUACCGCGACUCCCUCCCUCACCUCCAAAGCCUAGUGAUCGUGCUCCUCAAGGCCGUCCUCCAAAGCGUCACGGAUCUGGUGACGAAGAAUAACGGCCAGAAUGGUCUCCAAGCCGGGAUCCAAUUCAACGAUCCCACGAAUGGCUUACCUAAUGGAUCCAUGAAGCCACCAGAGAAUGGCAUGCAUAACGGUGACGGCAUCGAAAACACAGCGGAAGAAAUGGACAAACUCCGCACACAGGAGAUUGCCGCCAAAGCCCUUAGCGCAACCCUAUUACUUUUAUUGAAAUGGUUCAAGGUGUGCCAUGUGCUGCAAUACGAGUACCUCACCCAAUUACUGCUGGAUUCGAAUUAUGUGCCCCUAGUGUUGAAGUUGUGGCAGACGCAGGAGAUUGGCCGGGCGGUACAUUUUAGGUUUGAGAGGGAGGAGAGGGAGUUUUUUGGUUGGUGUGGGAUUAAUGGUCGGAAGGCGGUGGUUGGAAGCGGUGAUGAGGAUGGCAACGGAGGUAAGUUCGGGGCAGGGGAGGGUGGGGAAGUGGUUGAAGGGGAGGAAAGUGAAGAUGAGGCUGCGCCGCCACCUAUAAGACGAAACAGGGAGAGGGAUCAGCAGGCUAGUGAUCCUUCAUCUGCUGUUCUCUCCCCGGACGAUAUGAUGGUCGAGGACCCAGCGGGAAUGCUACAAGCAGAUGGAACAACGCCGAUACAUCCCCCCGAAGUCGACGAGCUGGGUUAUCCCACCACACCCCUCCCACCCUCGCCCUUGCGGAACUACAGCUGGCGCAACCUCUUCACCUCCCUCAACCACCUCCGCAUCCUCCAGAAGGUCACAAGAAGGAAGACGCAUAGGGCCUUACUCCUCGUCUCCUACAAAAGCAGCAAUCACCUGAAGAAGACCCUCAAGAUCCCCGUUCAUGCGCUCCGCCUCUAUACAUUGAAACUCUUCAAAACUCAAGUCCCCUUCUGCGGCCGCAAGUGGCGACAGGGGAAUAUGAAGAUCAUCACGGCAGUCUGGCUGUCCGUCCCAGCCGAACUCCGCGACGACUGGCUCAGCGGCGGCGGAGGCGGAAUGGGAGGAGCAUGUGUAGGGGACGUGGACGGCACGGUCGAGGACGCCUUGCCACUGGAGCAAGGGUUGAGAAGUCUGACGCAUUGGUGGAAUGUUAGGAAUUUCCCGGCGGCUAUGGGGGUUGAUGGGGCUGGCAACGGGGAUGAGAUGGCGGGGUUGGAGGGGUUGGAGGAGAGGGAGGGAGGGUGGUUUGAGAGGGAGUUGGAAAGGAUGGGAGUUCUUGGAUUGGGGAGGCAGGGGGAGGAGGGGUCUGAGGAGUUUGGGAUGGAGGAGGAAGGGGGGAUGAGGGAGGAUGGUGGUGCGGGGUGGGGAGGGCCUAUUGAGGGGUAUUAG
This is a messenger RNA of Recurvomyces mirabilis, 3372 nucleotides long. RefSeq names its product Factor arrest protein 11 (gene FAR11). Bases 1 to 3372 code for a protein of 1123 amino acids. The record is from RefSeq and is a predicted model, not a curated record. Gene Ontology annotation, biological process: cytoskeleton organization. Lineage: Eukaryota; Fungi; Ascomycota; Dothideomycetes; Mycosphaerellales; Teratosphaeriaceae. Gene Ontology annotation, cellular component: cytosol. The transcript has a single exon.